ACUGCCCCUGUGUAAGCGCUAUAUGCCCGGCCUGGCACACGGGGAGGAUCCCCGGGCUGUAGUAGGAGGUUCCCCGGGCUGUGACGCCAGUUUGUGGGAGGGGAUGCUGGCCGUCAGCCGGUGCUCGGUGGGUGUGUACCGGCCUGGAGUGGGUGGGAUCCCCAGCUGUCAGUGGCCGUGGGAUGGCGGUGUGUGCCCGGCUGUGUGGAGUGGGACACCCCGGGGGCUGCCGGCGGAGGCAGCAGCGGAGGGGAGCGGGGAGUGAGACGGAGCUGGAGGACGGGGAGGAGGAGGAGGAAGUGCGGAUCGAGGUGCAGCCGGCUCCACGGGGGCCCCGGAACCUCCUGCAGCUCCCACCCGAGAUCCUGGUUGAAAUCUUCUCCUGCCUGCCCGGCACCGAUCUGCCCCUCCUGGCGCUGGUCUGCAGGAAGUUCCGCCAGAUCCUCACCACCGACACCAUCUGGAAACGGCGCUGCAAGCGGGAAUAUGGGGUACACGAGAAUCUGAGGAAGAUGGAUGUCACGGGGGUGUCCUGCAGAGAGGUCUAUGUCAAACGUAUAAAUCCACGGGUGAAAUCCGGCCGCUUUAUGAAAAUCCUCCCUGACUAUGAGCACAUGGAUUACAGAGAUGUGUAUACCUCCUUACUACACCAAUAUCGGAAUAUCCUGGGACUGUGGCAGCCAGAUCUGGGCCCCUACGGAGGACUACUCAAUGUAGUGGUAGAUGGUUUUUUCAUUAUUGGCUGGAUGUACCUACCUCCUCAUGACCCCCACGUCGAUGAGCCAAUGAGGCUGAAGCCCGUGUUCCGUAUCCACCUAAUGGAGAAGAAAUCUGCUACCGUAGAAUGCAUGUAUGGGCCAAAGGGCCCCCACAAUGGCCAGAUCCAGAUGGAGAAGAAGGACCAGUUCUGUACCAAAUGCCUGCAGACGGAUUACCACCGAAUGUCCGGAGGAAGACAAGAGGAAUUCCGGACGUGGCUGCGAGAUGACCUGGGCCGAACACUGGAUGAUAUUUUCCAUGAACACAUGCAGGAGUUAAUCCUGAUGAAAUUCAUCUAUAUCUGCCAGUAUGAUAACUGCCUUACCUACCGCCGCAUAUACCACCCCCCCAGCCAGCCUGGUGACUUGCUGAAACCUGGCUUCUUUAAGGGUACUUACGGGAGCCAUGGUCUGGAGAUUGUCAUGUUGAGUUUCCACGGGACGACUGCCAAAGCAACAAAAAUAACGGGAGAUCCCAAUGUCCCAGCCGGACAGCCGACACUUGAAAUUGACCUCGCUCGGCCUGUGCGGUUGCCCAGCCUGGAGCAGUUGCGGAAUCUCGAUGCACUGUCUCUGCUGAUCCUGGAAAUCCACAAUCAGAUAAAUAGGGAGCAGAGGCUGGCAGGCAGCGAAGAGGAGGCAGGGAACAGCCUGGCAGACCAUCCCCAGGAAUCAUUGCCCAUCCUGAGACCAGCAGAGCGAGAAGCAGAUGAGAGAGCGGAUCCUCAGCCCCCGGAACUCCAGUCUUUUGCCCUUCCAGAGGAAGUGAUGGCCCGGAAUGAAGAUUAUCCUCGUAGCUGCAAGAUGUGCUUUUUUGGAACUGGCCUCAUCGCCGGACAUGGAUUUAGCAGCCCAGAGAGAACUCCCGGCCUGUUUAUACUCUUUGAUGACGAUCGCUUUGGGUUUAUAUGGCUGGAACUGAAAUCAUUCAGCCUGUACAGCCGGAUGCGGGACAAGUUUCAGAACUCCCAGCCCCCAUCACUAGAGGCCUUUGAAGAGAUGCUCCGAGCUAUGCAACUAUGGACAACCUAGAGUGUGGGUUUGGGGUGGGUUAGGGUGGGGGGGGACUGGAACUGGACAAGUCAGUAUUUGCUGAAGAGUGAAUGCCACAACCUUGGGAGAGCGAAACAUAUCAGCGCAUGUACUUUUUGAGCCUUUGUGUACCAGAGGAUACUGCUACGCAUUGCCAAUUUAAAAUAGGAUACAUAUGAAUUUGAAGUGAUGCUUUUAAAACGAAAACAAAAAGAAUGAAGCAACCAUCCUUAUAAUGUAUAUAAUCAGUCUAACGUAAUAAUAUAUAAAUAUAUUAAUUUA
Molecule: messenger RNA, 2072 nt
Organism: Pseudophryne corroboree (corroboree frog)
Lineage: Eukaryota; Metazoa; Chordata; Amphibia; Anura; Myobatrachidae
Gene: FBXO31
Product: F-box protein 31
Exons: 10
Coding region: 183-1790 (535 amino acids)
Biological process (GO): SCF-dependent proteasomal ubiquitin-dependent protein catabolic process
Cellular component (GO): SCF ubiquitin ligase complex
Molecular function (GO): protein binding
Source: RefSeq, a predicted model, not a curated record